AUGCAGAUCAAGACCGCCGUCAUCGCCGCUCUCCCAGCCCUGGGCGCUCUCGCCGUUCCCACCGGUUCAUCUGGAAACAACCCUGAUGCGACCUUCCCGGCUGCCUACGGUUUGAUCGUUGGAACAGAUAUCCAACCAUUCCACUUCGAGAGCUUCAAUGCCAACAACAACAAGUUCUGGCUCAACUUGCCCCAGACCGUGACCUCUUGUCCAUACACUGGUACCGACCAAGCCAGCUUCUGCCCUCCAGGCAACGAGACCGCUUUCACUGGAGCUGGAUCGCUGGCUGUUACCGUUCCAGGUGGUCAGCAAAUCUACGUUGACAUAUCGGGUGCUUUGAUGUUCACCACCGCCCACACUCACGCCAUCCCCUACGGUGCCGUGUCCUACCCUUUCACUUUCAACUUGGCCGCUGGUGCCCAAUACGGUUCGGUCAGCACUCAAGCAUUCGGCGCUGAUGGGUUCAUGGCAUGCCCAACCUACGGCAGCAUUGCGUACCAGGUGUUUGCCAACUUUCCUGAGGCUCAGGUUCCAUUGGGCAAUGUCGCCGACUGUGUGCCAUUUGUGCCAUUGGCUGUCCCUUACACCGCCGGCAACUCUGCUGCUUGGCAGUACGACUAA
Molecule: messenger RNA, 621 nt
Organism: Exophiala viscosa
Lineage: Eukaryota; Fungi; Ascomycota; Eurotiomycetes; Chaetothyriales; Herpotrichiellaceae
Product: IgE-binding protein
Exons: 1
Coding region: 1-621 (206 amino acids)
Source: RefSeq, a predicted model, not a curated record